Penicillium vulpinum is the source of this 345-nucleotide messenger RNA. RefSeq lists its product as uncharacterized. NCBI's taxonomy places the organism in Eukaryota, Fungi, Ascomycota, Eurotiomycetes, Eurotiales, Aspergillaceae. The record is from RefSeq and is a predicted model, not a curated record. The transcript has a single exon. The coding region runs from base 1 to 345 and encodes 114 amino acids.
AUGCUCGAGCCCCGGCAGUCGAGCGGCGAUAACUGCCCAAGCACAAUAAGUGGCGGCGCAAUCGCGGGUAUCGUGAUCGGCUCGAUCGCAGGCACCCUCCUCAUCCUCUGGCUUUGGCGCAUAUUCCGACUCCCCGGUGCGUGGAGCGGCGGUGAUACAUCUGACGUCAGCUACCGGGCUCCAGUUAUUCGCAGCAGUACGAGUACCCGUGGACGGAAAAAGCGCCGUCGGUCUGGAGCGUACGGCGACUACGUCGAAAAGCCAACUACUGUACGCAGUGUACGCCGGUAUAGGGAUCGCGAUGAUUUACGCCGACCGGCCAAGGUUUACAUGACAGAAGUGUGA